This is a messenger RNA of Aspergillus fumigatus Af293, 2724 nucleotides long. The record is from RefSeq and is a predicted model, not a curated record. NCBI's taxonomy places the organism in Eukaryota, Fungi, Ascomycota, Eurotiomycetes, Eurotiales, Aspergillaceae.
AUGAUGGAGCCCGCGGUAUCGAACGGCGGUCCUGUCGCUGAGGACAAUAUUAUCAACCGUCGCGGUGGUGAAUCGAUCUAUCAGAGCUGUGUAAACCUCAAAAAACGGCUGGCUGAGGUGCCAAAUUUCGAACCCCACUUGCGAGAGAUGGAGGAGGAGGACGAGAGACUGGGCAACACUGACCCUGUCGCAUCGCUUUGGAAUUGCCUUCGAAAUGGAUACCCCUUGUUGACCAUCUACAAUGCCUCUGAUCCUCCCGAGCUCCUCGAGAUCGAUCCCUCCAAGGUUCCCGAGGCGAAACGUCCCAAAGCCGCCACCUUCAAGUUUCUACAGGCGUCGCUGCAGGAGCUGGCCUUUCCCCAGCAGGAUUGCUUCUUGAUCACCGAUCUAUAUGGCGACAGUACGACUGGCUUUAUCAAGGUGAUCAAAAUGGUGAAUCGCGUUUUGGAUAUCCUGGAGAUGCAGGGCCAGUUGAAGCGGUCUUUGGAUUCCACAACAUCGGCUCCAGCGAAAGGGGCGGUGAAGCUCACCAAGAGGGAGUUCAUUCUCAAGGAGUUACUGGAGACAGAACGCGACUACGUCCACCACCUACAGAAUCUGCAGGCUCUCAAGAAGGAACUAGAGGAGACAGGGGCUCUGACUGGAGAUGCUAGCCACCAGAUUUUUCUCAACUUGAACAAUCUCCUGGAUUUCGCGCAACGGUUUCUUAUUCGGAUGGAACAACAUUACGCCCUACCUGAGGAUAAGCAAAACUGGGGCGAGCUUUUCAUUCAGCACGAGGAAGCUUUUCGACAAUAUGAGCCAUUCAUCUCGAAUCAAAUGCGCUGUGAUGAAGUCUGCCUCAAAGAGUGGGAUAAGAUUCGGUCAGCACCGCGGCCGCUCGACCUUCAGCAGAUGGUCGCUCAGCCUGCAACUCUGAACAGUUUCUUUGUCAAGCCUUUCCAGCGCAUGACAAAGUACCCCCUGAUGCUUAUGGAACUGCGCAAACAAACCGAGGAUCCUGAUCUCCAAGCUGAUAUCACAAAAGCAAUUGACACCAUCCAGUCUGUUCUCGACUCCGCAAACGACGCGAUCGACAAGGAGCACCUAGCGUCGGCCUUUCUCGAUUUAGAUGAACGAGUAGACGACUGGAAGGCUCUGAAGAUCGACUCGUUCGGCGAAUUGCUCCGCUUUGGCACAUUCACUGUCUUGAAAGGCGACACGGGAAAGGAUUCUGAACGAGAGUACCACAUUUAUCUCUUCCAGCGGAUAUUACUCUGCUGCAAGGAUAUCAACCCCAACAAACAGAAAACGAAAUUGAUGGUGAGCAAGGAUAAGCCGGCCACAACUAUCAAGGGCAAGCCACGUCUACAGCUGAAAGGUCGCAUCUACAUGGCCAAUGUGACGGAUAUCGUUUGCCUUCAAAAGCCAGGUAUGAGCGGCGAUCCCGGUGUUGUGGACAAUUUCAUCAUCCGUUUCCAGAAUGAGGACGUAAUGCGCAAAUGGUACAAGGAGAUUGACACGCAGCGAGCGAUCCAAGCGGAGCAACGCAGUGCCCGAAACACAGGUACCUCCGAAACGGAAUUCAUGUACAUGAAGGGCAUUGCGAACAUGCCGAAUCCUUAUCAGCAAGAGUACGACGCUGAAGAGCAGAGCACCAAGGAAGCAGCGUUCUUCUCCGAGUUUCCAAUGAGCCGUAAUGCUUCCAGCACGAGUCUUCGAACCCGGUCCGCAACGGGGGGGAGCGGGAGCUCUGGACCUCCACUGUCGUCCGGCCGGCAAACUCGCUUCCCGCCGGACCCUAGUCUGUCCGUCCACACGCAGUUCACGCCCGGUAGCAUGUCACCUGCAGAGAGGAAUAUGAACUCGUACUUCUCCCCUGUCGCCGAGACACCGUCGACCAGAUCGAGUUCCCAGUCCACUGGUUACUCGUAUGGGCGCCAGGGCACACCGUCGAACAACUGGAAUGAGGAGCCUAAUCGCUACACCGCUCCUGCAUUGUCUCGUGGCGUAUCCAGAGAUGGGACCAACUUCUUCAACAACGCGCCCAAUGGCCGGGGUACUCGACCUUCCCUUCCGCCUUUGGCAGGACAAACCAACGCCAACGGCAUGGCGCAAAGAAUGCGCUCCGCUAGCAGCCCGGACAUUCACCAUCACAACCCCGAAUCGCGUCGGUAUAUGGGAGCCCACACGAUGCAGACCGUAGACAACGUUCCGGUACCACCCAUUCCUGCUCAUAUGGCCAGUAUGAAGGCGCCAGUGAACAGAAGCCAGAACAAUUCGCCUACCGGUAUAAAUCUUCCGAUUCGCAACGGCCACAGCCAGCAAGCCUCGACCCAUUUCCACGAGCCUCAAUAUUCAGAGUCUCGAGCCACUGGGCCCGCGUCCGAUCAACCGACGUCUCCACUGAGCCGUGAGCCCGACGAAGACCCUCUCAUGCCGACCCAGCUCAAAGCCAAGGUCAACUUUGAUGACAAUUACGUGACCUUGGUCAUUGCCAGUAAUAUCAUGUUCCGAUCGCUCACUGAUCGGGUGGAUGCCAAACUGGCCCGGUUCACCAAUCGAUCCAUUGGCAAUAAGUCAGUUAGAUUGCGCUACCGGGACGAAGACGGAGACUUUGUUACGAUUGACAGCGACGAGGCUGUCCAGCUAGCCUUCAUGGAAUGGCGCGAGCAGCACCGGGAUAUGCUGGCGAAGGGCCAAGUAGGGGAGAUACAACUCUACUGCCAAGUGGUUGAGAAUUAG